AUGAAGCUUGAGCCCGAGCAGCGCUCGCGGAUACUCAAGUCAGGCCAGAAGGUCAACAAGAUGCUGGGUGCGACACCGGUCAUAGACGUCGUGUCCCCUGGCAAGAGCGCGCUUACGCCCAUAAGCACGCCGAGGUCUGCUUUAAACGCCAGCGUUUUGGAUGGUAAACGCGCGCCCUUGCGCGCGUUCACCGCCCCGUCGCCAGCCAGGCGCGUGCAUAUCGCUACGACUCGGGCAGACACGUACGACAAUGGCCUCAAGUCGCCGGUAUUGCAAAUCACGGUGACGUCCCCUUCGAACGAAAAUCAAGACGCGUCCGCGCACACCAGCAAGACCACGAACGCGGGCAGAGGGAUCCGGAGGAAGAAGGUCCCAGCUGCCCUUCCUUUGAACCAGGCGUCGCGCACGGAGGCGCUGCCCUUGUCACCAUUCCGCUAUGCUACACUCAAAGCGGUCAAGGCGCCAUCUCUGUCCCCAGUCGCCCCCUUUUCUCCGUUCUCUCCUAUCACUGUAAAGAAGGUGGAAGAGAGCAAGGUCGAAAAGCUGCAGAAUCUGGAGAAACUCGCGCAGUACUCCGCAGUGGGCAUCCCUCAAGAGAUGAUCUACCCCUCCUUCGGCCAGGUGGAGGAGAAAACAGAGCAGAUCACUUGUUUCCUUGAUCUCUACCGCAUGGGGACGAUGGGCCAAGUACCCGGGCGUUCCGCAUCGCUCGCUUCGGGAUUGCACACUGCCCCUGUGCCGGUGCCCGAAGUUACCCUUACGAGCCCGACCGCCGCGGUCACCGCGCUCCUCAUCAAGCGGCGGGGCAGGGCGAACAGCCGCAGCUCAACGGGGUCCAUGAAGCGGCGUAGCCGGUCUGCAGGCGACUUUUACAGCGUCACAGAUGCGCUCGCGCUCGAGAGCCCGAGUUUCGGCGCGCGCAUGAACAGCCAGCUGCACGCGGCGUCCGUCCUCUCCCCAGUCGGGACGUAUUCCGCCUUCCUCGCGCCCCCGGAGCCUGUCCUGUCCGCCGGGCGUGCCUCCUUCACCUCCGCGCUCUUCUCGCCCUCUAUCUACUCCCAGAUCUCUGCGCGCAGUGCUGAGUUCCCCUUGUCCCCGGAGCUGGUGACUUCGCCCGUGCAGCGCCAACGCACGAUCGCGAAGGCGCGCCGCUCGAUCCUGACGGACGACGCACAGAGGAUGGCGACCUUCCGGACGCGCUUCGGCGUGCGCCCGCUCGAGUUCGCGCUCCCGGUGACGCCGCUGCCGCUCCCGAUGGGUCCGCUGCCAAGCCCGCCCAUGUCGCCUGCGCCGCCCGCGGAGGUGCGCUCGCCCCGCGUACCGUACUGGGUGAAGAGCUCGUACCGCCCUCGGGACUCCACGCACGCGCUGGAGCUCGUCAACAUGCGCUACGAUCCAGAGGGUAAGCGCCGGAGCGCGAAGAGGAAGACUGUCUUGCCGACGCCGACGACGCAGCGCUUUGAGCGUAGGAUGGGGUGGGGAGGCGAGUGGAAUCAAGGGGGUAUGGCCAACUGGGUAGAUUCGCUGAAGCAGCUGUGA
Fomitopsis serialis is the source of this 1539-nucleotide messenger RNA. RefSeq lists its product as uncharacterized. The transcript is spliced from 2 exons. NCBI's taxonomy places the organism in Eukaryota, Fungi, Basidiomycota, Agaricomycetes, Polyporales, Fomitopsidaceae. The coding region runs from base 1 to 1539 and encodes 512 amino acids. The record is from RefSeq and is a predicted model, not a curated record.